AUGGACAUCCUUCUCGGCCGUGUGACUCAGCAAGCGAUGAACUAUGCCAUCCGGUCAGGUGUCACCAUCACAGCCACAUACGCGAUCAAGCAGUGUGGAAGAUUGCUCAGAGAGGCACCACGAAGCAGAGAACGAGAUGAGCUGCUUCAACUUCAGCAACGUCUGGACAGCAAGAUCCGCAUCAUAUCGCCCGCUAUAGAUAUGAUUGAGCUGAUCUCCGCUCGUGGCAACACGUCACUCGAGUCCGCCGUGGCGCUGACCAAAGAGAUCCGAUACGAGAUCCAACGUCUUGGCACUCGACUUAACAAUGCGGCAAAUGAUGAAGAGCUUCUGCGUCGCAAGAGCAGUCGUGCCAAGUCCCGCCUCGAGACCGAACACGAACUCAAGGCAAUCAUCUCCACCAUCAAGGCACUCAUGAUACGCAUCGAGGAUGCUGUGCCUUUGAUCAACCUUGCAAUCACCACAUCUGGAGUCAACUUAUCAACCAAACUGUCCGGCACCAUCAGCCCAAGUCGGCUCCUGCAAGCAUCUACGUUUCUGACUGCUGCCGAUACGCAGUACACGACGGAGCCUGGCAGUCGUCAGCAAGUCGGGCCUGUUUACACAUGCAGCCACUUACGACCACUCGACGAGGACGGCAUGCGUAACACGACGUGGAAGGAGGUCAUCCACAAGGCUCGGGUGAAGCUCGUCCGCGUGCCACUUGACUCGCUAUACGAUCUACUAGGUGAAGUUUCGAAAAAUUUGCAGGGCGACAUGCUACGGGGUGAUGCCAAGGCUGCAGAAUUUGCCUACCAGCUUGUCAUCGUCGAGGACCUGGAUGACGAUCGUGUGCACACAUUCGAGGAGAACGAGCCGCAGCCCGGAUCCUUCGAUGAUGUGUCUAACGCCGGCAUCCGUGAUGUUGUGCCUGUGCAUGAAGUAUCUAAGAUCUUCUACGCAGACACUGGCAAGAUCCUUAACAUUGGAGGUGAUAGCGAUGUCCAUAACCCGGUCCUCUUGUUGAAGCGCGACGUGCAUGCCGAGCCACCUAGGAGGAUGCUGUAUCGAUCGCAAGUGGGCUACGACUACCUCGGCACGCCAUCUGUCAAUGGUGGAGGGCGCGAAGACGAUGUGCAGUGUGAGGUCAAUGCACAAUUCGGGCGGGAAUCUGCACCUGGCACGCCUCAACGUGAGAAGGGUUCAUUCAUCUCCUCGCCCGAAUGGCGCAUACCCGCGGAUUUGGAUCCAGAGUGGAUUGCUCUAGAGGUGUAUGCUGAGGAUGACGACUCAGAUACAGAAGACGGCGCGUCCGAUCCACUCGGGCGACCAACCCCAAGCAGACAAUCAUCUCUCGGUCCAGAUCUCACCAACGCCCUCUCGAACAUGAACCUGCGCUCCUCGACCUCCAGAAACCGCACCACGAACGGCCAACUCGUCCCCUCCCAGUCCACAGAGCUGCAGCCUUCGCCUUUCCAUGGCCAGUACCCGGCUGUUAGAACCAGCUUGUCCCUACUAGAGAUGUUGAUGAAGCUGACUGCCCUCCAACAAUUCCGCCAGGAAUCCCACCUAGCAAUCGAAGACGAAAUACUCAACUUCUUCCUCGAAGACAGUGCGACGGCGGGCGCAGGCUUCGAUAAGCAUCGUCGUCAGCGUGUGCGCCAUGAUGCUCUGCGACGAGUGGGAUUCGAUCCUUAUGACGAGUCGCCUAUCAAGCGCAGAGGAGAGGAGUAUAUCCAGCAUGCUCGUGGCGCAGCCUCGCCGCGACCUGAAUUCGAUCCUGAGGCGUUCCCGCAGCAGUUCCCCUAUGAUGAUCAGUAUGGGUACGAAGAGGAGAUCCAUCAGCCCUACCCACUCGACCACCACCCCUACUCCCGCGACCCAACACCCUCCUCACCAUCACCCCGUCCACUCACCCUGCAUCAAACACCCUCCCGCUCCUCGACACCAGGUUCAGCGACGAGUGAGCGCCACCGUAACGCCGUCCAAGCCAAGUACGCUGGUACCCAUACGCAACCCGGUUCGCAUUCUGGCGCUAUACAAACUCCACCCAGCACGAGCGGCGCAGCGGCUAGGAGCCGUCAGGCGUUGCUUCGUGCGCAGACGGAGUCGAAGGCUAGGAGUCCGUUGGGGAGGCAGGUGUUUGCUGGAAAGCAGGGAGGUGAGGUAAUGGAUGCCAGUCCCGCCACGGCUGAUUCGAGGGCUGAGGCUUAUGACAAGUAA
This is a messenger RNA of Recurvomyces mirabilis, 2202 nucleotides long. RefSeq names its product Ran-specific GTPase-activating protein 30 (gene YRB30). The record is from RefSeq and is a predicted model, not a curated record. Gene Ontology annotation, molecular function: GTPase regulator activity. Gene Ontology annotation, cellular component: nucleus; cytoplasm. The coding region runs from base 1 to 2202 and encodes 733 amino acids. The transcript is spliced from 2 exons. NCBI's taxonomy places the organism in Eukaryota, Fungi, Ascomycota, Dothideomycetes, Mycosphaerellales, Teratosphaeriaceae.